UUUUCCCUCCUCUGCCUCCUCCGCAGCCGGACCAGCUCCCUCCCACCUCUGGUGACCAGAGGCCCUGAGACCCCGCCGCACCCUCCCCGGGACCGGCAGCCGGCUGGAGGCGCCCGGAGCGGGGGACCCGGGGGCCCUCCCCGAGUGGCCAGGACCGCGGUCUUCGGCGCCCCCCGACGGCAGAGGGGAGGGGGGGCGGAAGGAGGCCGCGCGCCCCCCUCCCCGGCGCCGACUCCCCCUGGCGGCCGCUCCCAUGGGUGUCGCUGGGCCGCGCCAUGCCCAGGCCUAGGGGGGCGCCGCGAUGGGCCAAGGGGACGACAGCGAGCGCGUCGUGAUCAACGUAGGCGGCACUCGCCACCAGACGUACCGCUCGACGCUGCGCACGCUGCCCGGCACCCGGCUGGCCUGGCUGGCCGAGCCCGACGCGCACAGCCACUUCGACUAUGACCCGCGCGCGGACGAGUUCUUCUUCGACCGCCACCCCGGGGUCUUCGCGCACAUCCUGAACUACUACCGCACCGGCAAGCUGCACUGCCCGGCCGACGUGUGCGGGCCGCUGUACGAGGAGGAGCUGGCCUUCUGGGGCAUCGACGAGACCGACGUGGAGCCCUGCUGUUGGAUGACUUACCGCCAGCACCGCGACGCGGAGGAGGCGCUGGACAGCUUCGGCGGGGCGCCCCUGGACAACAGCGCGGACGACGCGGACGCCGACGGGCCCGGGGACUCGGGCGACGGCGAGGACGAGCUGGAGAUGACCAAGCGCCUGGCGCUCAGCGACUCCCCGGACGGCCGGCCCGGCGGCUUCUGGCGGCGCUGGCAGCCGCGCAUCUGGGCGCUAUUUGAGGACCCCUACUCCUCCCGCUACGCGCGGUACGUGGCCUUCGCCUCCCUCUUCUUCAUCCUGGUCUCCAUCACCACCUUCUGCCUGGAGACCCACGAGCGCUUCAACCCCAUCGUGAACAAGACAGAGAUCGAGAAUGUUCGGAACGGCACGCAGGUGCGCUACUACCGGGAGGCGGAGACGGAGGCCUUCCUCACCUACAUUGAGGGCGUCUGCGUGGUCUGGUUCACCUUCGAGUUCCUCAUGCGAGUCAUCUUCUGCCCCAACAAGGUGGAGUUCAUCAAGAACUCACUCAACAUCAUCGACUUUGUGGCCAUCCUGCCCUUCUACCUGGAGGUGGGCCUGAGCGGACUGUCGUCCAAGGCGGCCAAGGACGUGCUGGGCUUCCUGCGCGUGGUGCGUUUUGUGCGCAUCCUGCGCAUCUUCAAGCUGACACGCCACUUCGUGGGGCUGCGGGUGCUGGGCCACACCCUGCGCGCCAGCACCAACGAAUUCCUGCUGCUCAUCAUCUUCCUGGCCCUGGGCGUGCUCAUCUUCGCCACCAUGAUCUACUACGCCGAGCGCAUCGGCGCUCAGCCCAAUGACCCCAGCGCCAGCGAGCACACCCACUUCAAGAAUAUCCCCAUCGGCUUCUGGUGGGCCGUGGUCACCAUGACAACCCUGGGCUAUGGAGACAUGUACCCGCAGACGUGGUCCGGCAUGCUGGUGGGGGCGCUGUGCGCGCUGGCGGGCGUGCUGACCAUCGCCAUGCCCGUGCCCGUCAUCGUCAACAACUUCGGGAUGUAUUACUCCUUAGCCAUGGCUAAGCAGAAACUACCAAAGAAAAAAAAGAAGCAUAUUCCACGGCCACCACAGCUGGGAUCUCCCAAUUAUUGUAAAUCGGUCGUAAACUCUCCGCACCACAGUACUCAGAGUGACACAUGUCCGCUGGCCCAGGAAGAGAUUUUAGAGAUUAACAGAGCAGAUUCCAAACUGAAUGGGGAGGUGGCGAAGGCCGCGCUGGCGAACGAAGACUGCCCCCACAUAGACCAGGCCCUCACUCCCGAUGAGGGUCUACCCUUUACGCGCUCGGGCACCCGCGAGAGAUACGGACCCUGCUUCCUCUUAUCAACUGGGGAGUACGCGUGCCCACCUGGUGGAGGAGUGAGAAAGGAUCUUUGCAAAGAAAGCCCUGUCAUUGCUAAGUAUAUGCCGACAGAGGCUGUGAGAGUGACUUGACCAGGCGACUUGGCCCAGGACACUGGUGGCUAUUAAGCAUCUGGGUGGACCUGCAGCCCCUCCUCACCCUCGGACAGAGUUAAUUCACGCCAUGCAGGUUUGCCGGACGAGUCCGGGUGGCCCAGGCAUUGUACUAGGACGGACGUAGCUUUUCCUACGGCCAAAUGGUAACCGACCGUAGAGGAUUUCUUUCUUUUUUGUUCUUUUCAUUUAAAACAAAGGUCAUUUUAUUUGGGGGAUGGGGGGGUGGCGGGAUGCCUUAGCAUGACUUGCAUGACGUUUAGAGAAAACCCAGCCAACCAACCCCACCAACCCCACCAACCCCACCCCUGCAACUGUAUGAUUCCCCUAAACCACACCAACGGAAAGAAAAAGCAAACGUCCUCUAUUUCCUUUCAAAGCUCGUUACUUUUACACUCGGCACUGGAGCCAAACUGUCACGGCAUCCUAAGUAGCAGCCUAUAAGUGGGGUGGGGAGGGGUCCCAGGGAGGAUCAGGGUGGGGUGAGGUGGGGAACAGAUUGCUUCCCUUUUGUACACGGGAUUAAGUAAAGGUUCCAAAAACGGUAGUUGGUCAGUCAUCGGUCACAUUGACCACACCUCCAUAGUCCAUCUCUCACGUGGAAACAGAACUUUGCUCCCAACAGAGCCGUGGAAACUCGCACUGCCGCCCUCUUCCCUGUUUGGCAUGCUUGUCACACUGUGGACACCUCCCCAGGACCCCCGGCAGCAGCUAGUCUAGGUUGACUCUGUCUUCUCGGUGUGUAGAUCCACUGUGACCAGCUCCCAUAACCAGUCAUUCCUAGUAAAUAACCAACACACCCUGUGGAUUUCCCAAGUGUCACCUAGAGCACCGGAAGUCAGGAACCAGGGAGGGAUGGCCCUCCUCCACCUUUCCUAAGGCACAACCUGGCACUGUAUGCAAUUUAGAACUUCAGAGUUAAAACAAAAAACUGCAUGCCCAAUGUUAUGCAAAGCGAUUCCAGCAUGAAAUAAAUUUUGUAUCAUGGUUUCUGUAUAGCCUAAAGCAGAUUUGUUUUCCUGGAGCAAUCGGACGUUUGCAGAGACGCACUUCUGCAUCUCAAAUAAAUAGAGUAUUUUCCCAACAGAAGCAGAGGACAGUAGCUUGGCUUUGGUCUGAUUCUAAAAUUAGUGGUGGUGGGGGGUGGUGGGCAAGGAUGAUAUUUUUGAAAAACACAUGCUUGAUUUGAAAGGAAACCGCAACAUCUCAAGCCUUCACUGCAGCUCAAGACGUUUCCUGGAAAGAGCAAGGCUGCUUUAGCCAGCGGCCCUGGCCCUGGCAAUAAAAAGCUGACUUUGGAGAUGAA
Molecule: messenger RNA, 3386 nt
Organism: Erinaceus europaeus (western European hedgehog)
Lineage: Eukaryota; Metazoa; Chordata; Mammalia; Eulipotyphla; Erinaceidae
Gene: KCNC1
Product: potassium voltage-gated channel subfamily C member 1
Exons: 4
Coding region: 302-2059 (585 amino acids)
Biological process (GO): potassium ion transmembrane transport; protein homooligomerization
Cellular component (GO): voltage-gated potassium channel complex; axon; dendrite membrane
Molecular function (GO): delayed rectifier potassium channel activity; protein binding
Source: RefSeq, a predicted model, not a curated record